AUGUGGGACCAGGAGGCAAGAAAAAGAUAUACUGAGUACGCCAACAAAGGAACAGAGACGAUCCACCAUGCGAGGGGUAUGAUCGUAGGAUGUGCUGGUGCUGGGAAGACCACGCUAUUGAAACGUCUGCUCAGGUGUAGUGAGGCAGAAAUACGGAAUGUGGAGUCAACAGUAGGGCUGGAGGUUCACGAGGAAGUUUUCGAAAUAUGUAAUGGGGUACUGAAAGUGAUAAAUAAAAAUGACAACAUUGAUGGUGUUAAUGUUGAUGGAAGAGAAAGCCCUGAAACGUCUGCGGUAAAUAAUUAUCCAAGAAGAAUAACUUUCUUUGAUUUUGGUGGUCAAUGUGCAUAUUAUGCCUGUCAUCAAAUUUACCUGACAAGGAGAGCAUUUUACAUUUUGGUCAUAGACGCCUCCAAACCAUUAGACAAGGUAGUGGAUAAGGAAGUUUGCGAUCAGGAUGGUACUUUGUUUUCGUCUUGGACGUAUGCAGAAAUUGAGAGGAAACCUGAUAUACUUCUUGUUGCUACACACUGGGAAGAAAAUGAAUAUGAGAACGACACAUAUUCUUUCCUGCAAAGAGUUGGAAGUAAUCUUCCGAACAUGAUGUCUCUUCAGGAUUGUAUACCUAGAGAUAACUGUUUCUCUACUCAAUUUCCUCUUUCGCCGUUAGAAGAUUUGGAGAAACAUAUCAUUUCUUGUGCUGUUGAUUCCCGAUGGAGUGAAAAGGUACCGAAAGAAUGGCUUUGUCUUGAGGUUGAAAUACUGACUUUCAGGCAAUCAAAACGCAUUCUUGAAUUCCAGUAUAUCGUAAGCAAGAUGCCAGGAGAAGUGAAACAAUCUGCAAAGGACAUGCUUCGAUUUUAUCAUGAUGCCGGGAAAGUUUUAUACUUUAAUGAGCAAGAUCUUCAUGACGUUGUCAUCAUUGAUGUACAAUGGUUUGUUGAUGCCUUUAAGAACAUCAUAACUGACAGUUUGCACACUUGUGGGAUAAGCAAAAGUAACGAAGAUUGGAAACUAUACUAUGAAACCGGACAUCUAAAAGAUACUUUGUUGACAGAAUUCUGGAGAAUUAAAGAUAAUGAACUGUUGCAAUCUCUUGAGAAUAAGCAAAAACGAACAGAGGAUUUAGAGAAAGAUCCUCGCUGCAUCAUGUUUCAUAAAAUGAAUGUUUUGACUGUGAUGCAAAGACUUGGAUUGGUGGCUCUUGGAAAGACAUCACAUUAUGUCCCUUGUAUGAAUAGAAAACCGUUGCCUCUCAAAGUUAAAGAUAUGGUUUAUAAUGCACCAAAGAAAACACCAGUUGUGUCAUUUCAUUGUUGUCUCAGUCACUGGAAACUCGAUAAUGGUACAAGUAUAUCACACCCUGAAAGAAUUGGAUCCUUUAAAAACUCUUGA
Saccostrea echinata is the source of this 1395-nucleotide messenger RNA. Its product is annotated as probable serine/threonine-protein kinase pats1. The record is from RefSeq and is a predicted model, not a curated record. Lineage: Eukaryota; Metazoa; Mollusca; Bivalvia; Ostreida; Ostreidae. The transcript is spliced from 5 exons. Bases 1 to 1395 code for a protein of 464 amino acids.